Trypanosoma conorhini is the source of this 894-nucleotide messenger RNA. Its product is annotated as 3-oxo-5-alpha-steroid 4-dehydrogenase. Gene Ontology annotation, molecular function: oxidoreductase activity, acting on the CH-CH group of donors. The transcript has a single exon. Lineage: Eukaryota; Euglenozoa; Kinetoplastea; Trypanosomatida; Trypanosomatidae. Bases 1 to 894 code for a protein of 297 amino acids. The record is from RefSeq and is a predicted model, not a curated record. Gene Ontology annotation, biological process: very long-chain fatty acid biosynthetic process.
AUGAAGGUGACGGUGGUGGUCGGGAAGCAGUCGGAGGUGGUGCAGCUCCCCCCCAACCCGACACUGGCGGACCUCAAGAAGGCCUACAAGCCAACGGUGGAUGUGAACCGCAAGUCCUUCAAGGUGGCGGGCGGCGGCGCGGAGAGCGGGAAGCCGCAACUCGUCGCGCUGGUGGAUAAGCGGCCGCUGAAGGAGCAGGGCGUGACUGAGGGGUGCGAGGUUGUCUACAAGGACUUGGGGCCACAGGUGGGCUACCGCACGGUGUUCAUCGUGGAGUACGCGGGGCCGCUCGCCAUUAUGCUCGGCUACGCCCUGCGCCCCUCCUUCAUCUACGGCACCAACAUCGCGAAGGGGUUUGGCUACACACAAAAGCUCUUCAUCAGCCUCUUUACUGCCCACUUUGUCAAGCGUGAGCUGGAGAGCCUCUUUGUGCACAAGUUCUCACACGCGACGAUGCCGCGCCGCAACAUUGUCCGGAACUGCGCGUACUACUGGGCCUUCGCCCUGUUCAUCGGCUACGUGCUGUGCCACCCGCAGUACACGGAGCCGUCGAAUCGCUGCCUGGUGAACGCCUCGGCGGCUGCCAUGGUGGUCUUUGAGCUGCUGAACUUUGCCGUGCACAAGCAGCUGAGCGGCAUGCGACGGAGCGACGGCGACACGACCCGCACCGUGCCCAAAGGUGUUCUCUUCUCCCUGGUCUCCUGCCCGAACUACACGUUUGAGGUGCUCUCGUGGGUGUCGUUCUCCCUCGGCACGAGCCUGGUGUCCUCGUGGCUCUUCACCCUCGCCGGCUUCGUGCAGAUGGCGGAGUGGGCGGUGAAGAAGCACAAGGGCUACGUCAAGUCCGACCCGGAGGCGGCGAAGCGGAAGUGCAUGUUGCCAUUCCUCUUCUAA